AUGACGCUGCAGGAGUUUUCGGACCUCGAAAACCGGGUCUUUGCGCGCGCCUCGGCGCGCGCGGCUCAGCCGGCGCUUUCGAGGUUCGAGGAGCUGGGAGACGAGAUACGGGUCGAGGGGGCUCGCUUGGGGGCGCUCGAGUUCAUGGCGAAGGAGGCUUUUCUAGCGCGGAGCGGACUUAGCGGCCAGGCGUUGGAGGCCGAGGAGAUGCGGUUGAUGCGGCUGAGGGAGGGGGCGAGCCUGCUCCGCAGGACGCCUGCCACGGCCACGCCCCUCGGGGCGAAGAAGGCGGGCAAGCGUGCAGCGGAGGCGGCGCGCAGGGCGAUUGCGCUUGAGAGGGAGGUGUGGGUUGACGGGGAGUGCCGGGGCGCCCCCGCGACUGUGCUCUUUUGGUACUGUCGCGUACCUGUGUCGAACCUGCGCGCAUGUAAUUUGCAGAUCGAUCAUCCGACCACCCCUGCAUGCGCGGGCCUUGGCCCGGUGCCGCUGGUCGAGAGCUGGACGGCAUUGGGCGCGCCAACCCUUGAGUGGUUUGCUGAACACUAA
Molecule: messenger RNA, 546 nt
Organism: Emiliania huxleyi CCMP1516
Lineage: Eukaryota; Haptophyta; Isochrysidales; Noelaerhabdaceae
Exons: 3
Coding region: 1-546 (181 amino acids)
Source: RefSeq, a predicted model, not a curated record